UAGCUUCCAUGACGUUUCGACUCUCGAUAUUACGUUGAUUAUACCUCAACCAUACUUCACAAAUGCUACUGCUAGUGUACCGCUGAUUUAUAAAUGGCAAAGAAAACACGUUGUUUGAAGGAAUUACAUCUCAUACUUUUAUCUCAUUCAGUUGAGAACGUUUUAUAAGCGUUCCGUCGGCAGUAGCAAUUAAUAAAUAAAUACAUAGAAAUUCGUGCUCACUCACUCACCCACCUUGCCAACACCAACCCCUCCAAACGCAUAUGAAAUAAUUUUAUAUACCUUACAUAGGUACAUAGGUAUCUUAUAUAAACCACGUCAACGAUGCCCACGAUAGCCGUCGGAGGCGCCUCCGGGAAAAUCGGCGGCGCGACGCUCUCCGCGCUGCUAGCGCACAACCUCGUCCCCGCAUCCUCCAUCAUCGCGCUGACCUCCUCGCGGCCGGGCUCGUCGACAUUCGACGCCCUCGCGGCCAAGGCCCCGGGGCUGCGGGUGCGGCACGCGGACUUCGAGGACGCCGCGUCGUUCGAGAAGGCGCUGGAGGGCGUCGAUCGGUUCUUCCUCGUGUCGACGCCGCACGUCGAGCUCGACUUCGACCGGCGCGUCGAGGUCGAGGACGGCAGCGGGAAGUGGGAAUGGCAGGAAGUCCCCGACGGCCAGGGCCGCGAGAGGCACCACCGCGUCGCGAUCGACGCGGCCGCGCGCGCGGGCGUCUCCCGCAUCUACUAUACGAGCCUGGCGUUCGCGUUCGACCGGGCGGCCAAGCGCGGCAAGCACGCCAGCAAGGCGGGGGUGAUGCGCGCGCACCUGCGCACGGAGGCGUACCUGGCGCGGCAGCGCGCGGCGGGCGUGUUCGGCAGCGCGACGGCGGUCCGCGAGGGCCUGUACGCCGAGUCCUGGCCGCUGUACCUAGGGGAAUUCGCGGCGGACGGCGGGGGCCGGGACGCGGAGCGGACGGAGGUGCCGAUCGCGGGGGACGGGACGGCCUGCUGGACGGCGAUCGCGGACCUGGGGGUCGCGAACGCGCUCGUGCUCGCGGCGCCGGGCGGCGAGUUCGACGACCGCACGUUCUACCUGUCCACGCGCGCGGGCAAUACCAACGGCGGCGGCAACGCGAAGACGGUGAGCGAGAUCGGGGCGCUGGUGGGGAAAGCGCGGGGCAAGGAGAUAAAGGUGAAGGUGGUGGGCAGGGCGGAGCACGAGAGGUACUAUGUGGAGGAGAGGGGGUUGGACGCGGCGGCGGUGCGGUGGUGGGUGGGUACGUACGAGGCGCUGGAGGAGGGGGAGUGCGAGGUUGACGACGGGACGCUGGAGGGGCUGCUCGGGCGCGUGGGGAUGAAGCCGACGCGAGUGGAGGAGGUUAUUGGGAAGAUGGUUAAGAGGGUGUAGAAGAGGAAGAAGUACCUAACCUAAUGAGAGGACUACUGUGCUAUGUUGACGUUGCUGUAUAAAAUCGUCAUGGGUGAUGAGUGAAAUUCGAGCGGGACUUACUACAUCUUGUAAGUUUGUACUACGAAGGCACU
Daldinia caldariorum is the source of this 1523-nucleotide messenger RNA. Its product is annotated as NAD(P)-binding protein. Bases 325 to 1389 code for a protein of 354 amino acids. The record is from RefSeq and is a predicted model, not a curated record. NCBI's taxonomy places the organism in Eukaryota, Fungi, Ascomycota, Sordariomycetes, Xylariales, Hypoxylaceae. The transcript has a single exon.